CCGCGCGUCGAGCGGAGCAGAGGAGGCGAGGGCGGAGGGCCAGAGAGGCAGUUGGAAGAUGGCGGACGAGGCGGCGCUCGCCCUUCAGGCCGGCGGCUCCUCUUCCGCGGCGGCCGCCAUGGAGGCCGCGUCGCAGCCCGCCGAGGAGCCGCUCCGCAAGAGGCCGCGCAGAGACGGGCCUGGCCUCGGGCGCAGCCCGGGCGAGCCGAGCGCGGCGGCGGAGGCGGUGAGCGCCACGGCCCCGGCGGCGCUGUGGCGGGAGGCGGCAGGGGCGGCAGGCGCGGAGCGGGAGGCCCCGGCGACGGCCGCGGCCGGGGACGGAGACAAUGGGCCCGGCCUGCGGCGGGAGCCGAGGGCGGCGGGCGACUUCGACGACAACGAGGGCGAGGAGGACGACGAGGCGGCUGCGGCGGCGGCGGCAGCGAUCGGCUACCGAGAUAGCCUUCUGUUCGCUGAUGAAAUCAUCACUAAUGGCUUUCAUUCCUGUGAAAGUGAUGAAGACGAUAGAACGUCGCAUGCAAGCUCUAGUGACUGGACUCCACGGCCGCGGAUAGGUCCAUAUACUUUUGUCCAGCAACAUCUCAUGAUUGGCACCGACCCUCGGACAAUUCUUAAAGAUUUACUACCAGAAACAAUCCCUCCACCUGAGUUGGACGAUAUGACACUGUGGCAGAUUGUUGUUAAUAUCCUUUCAGAACCACCAAAGCGGAAAAAGAGAAAAGAUAUUAAUACAAUUGAAGAUGCUGUGAAGUUACUACAAGAAUGCAAAAAGAUAAUAGUUCUAACUGGAGCUGGGGUUUCUGUUUCCUGUGGGAUACCCGACUUCAGAUCGAGAGAUGGUAUUUAUGCUCGCCUUGCAGUGGACUUCCCAGAUCUCCCAGAUCCUCAAGCCAUGUUUGAUAUUGAGUAUUUUAGGAAAGAUCCAAGACCAUUCUUCAAGUUUGCAAAGGAAAUAUAUCCCGGACAGUUCCAGCCGUCCCUGUGCCACAGAUUCCUGGCUCUGUCAGAUAAGGAAGGGAAGCUACUUCGGAACUAUACGCAGAACAUAGAUACCUUGGAGCAGGUGGCAGGAAUCCAAAGGAUCAUUCAGUGUCAUGGUUCCUUUGCAACAGCAUCUUGCCUGAUUUGUAAAUACAAAGUGGAUUGUGAAGCUGUUCGUGGAGACAUAUUUAAUCAGGUAGUUCCUCGGUGUCCAAGGUGCCCAGCUGAUGAGCCACUUGCUAUCAUGAAGCCAGAGAUUGUCUUCUUUGGUGAAAAUUUACCAGAACAGUUUCAUAGAGCCAUGAAGUAUGACAAAGAUGAAGUUGACCUCCUCAUUGUUAUUGGGUCUUCUCUGAAAGUAAGACCAGUAGCACUGAUUCCAAGUUCCAUACCCCAUGAAGUGCCUCAAAUAUUAAUAAAUAGGGAACCUUUGCCUCAUCUGCAUUUUGAUGUAGAGCUUCUUGGAGACUGUGAUGUCAUAAUAAAUGAGUUGUGUCAUAGGUUAGGUGGCGAAUAUGCCAAACUCUGUUGUAACCCUGUAAAGCUUUUGGAAAUUACUGAAAAACCUCCACGAACACAAAAGGAACUGGUUCAUCUUUCGGAGUUGCCACCAACACCUCUUCAUAUUUCAGAAGACUCCAGUUCCCCUGGAAGAACUGUACCACAAGAUUCGUCUGUGAUUGCUGCAUUUGUGGACAAAACAACAAAGAACAGAAUUGAUGAUUUAGAAGUAUCUGAAUCAAAAGAUUGUGUGGAAGAAAAAUCACAGGAAGUACAGACUUCCAGGAAUGUUGAGAGCAUUAAUGUGGAAAAUCCAGAUUUCAAGGCUGUUGGUUCUAGUACAGGAGACAAAAACGAAAGAACUUCUGUUGCAGAGACAGUGAGAAAAUGCUGGCCCAACAGACUUGCAAAGGAACAGAUCAGUAAGCGGCUUGACGGCAAUCAGUACCUGUUUUUACCACCAAAUCGUUACAUAUUCCAUGGUGCUGAGGUGUACUCUGACUCUGAAGAUGAUGUCUUAUCCUCUAGUUCCUGUGGCAGUAACAGUGACAGUGGCACAUGUCAGAGUCCAAGUUUAGAAGAACCCAUGGAAGAUGAAAGUGAAAUUGAAGAGUUCUACAAUGGCUUGGAAGAUGAACCGGAUAGACCUGAAAGUGCUGGAGUAUCUGGAUUUGGAGCUGAUGGAGGGGACCAAGAAGUAGUUAAUGAAGCUAUAGCCACGGGGCAGGAAGUUCCAGAUGUAAACUAUCCAUCAGAUAACUCAUAAUACUACUGCAGUUGUCCAGGUACAGGGAUUGCUCCACCAGCAUUGGGAACUUCAGCAUGUCAAAAAUGAAUG
Messenger RNA from Acomys russatus (golden spiny mouse), 2320 nucleotides. RefSeq names its product sirtuin 1 (gene Sirt1). NCBI's taxonomy places the organism in Eukaryota, Metazoa, Chordata, Mammalia, Rodentia, Muridae. Bases 59 to 2248 code for a protein of 729 amino acids. The transcript is spliced from 9 exons. The record is from RefSeq and is a predicted model, not a curated record. Gene Ontology annotation, molecular function: NAD+ binding.